AUGCGACGUCGAGAUGAACAGUUUCCAGAUAAUGGAUUCGAGGCUUGGGGUGGAUACAUGCAGGCGAAAGUUGCAAAAUUGGAAGAACAGUUUUCUUCUGAAGCUAUUAAAGAGAACAAAUUGUCAGAUAUAUUUAAUGGAAUUAGUAUUUUCGUCAACGGCUUUACAACUCCUUCAGCAGAUGAAUUAAAGGAAUUAAUGGCUAGACAUGGUGGUGUUUAUCAUACUUAUCAAAGAAGAGAAGAUUUUAUAAUAGCUUCUAAUUUACCAGAUACUAAAGUAAAAAAUAUGUCCUUAGGAAGAGUAGUUAAGCCUGAAUGGAUAACAGAUAGUAUAGCAGCUAAGCACUUAUUAGAUUAUAAAGAAUACUUACUCUACAGGCAUUCUAAAUCUCAAGGAAUACUAAAGUUUGAUUUGAAAAAUAAAGUUGAAGUAAAAGAAGCAGACGAGGAAAAAAGUUCCAGCAACAUUCUUUUUAAUAAAUUUUCUGAUGAAACAAAACCCUGUGUUCAAAUUGUAAAGAAUAAUGAGCCCGAGACCCCUAACAAUUCAUCUACUACAAACAUAAUAACAUGUGAUCAAGUUGUUAAAACAGCAAGCAAUCCUAACUUUAUUACAGAAUUUUAUAAUAAUUCUAGAUUACAUCACAUUUCACAACUUGGUGCUUGCUUUAAACAACAUGUGAAUGAUCUUCGAGAAAAUAGCAAUUUUAAAUACCCAGCUAGGGCUGAUUUAAAGAACAGAAUAAUAAAAUUGAAAAGUAUAAAUAAGAGCUUAUCUAAAUUAAAUUUUACUAAUGAUAAAACUAUAAUGCACAUAGAUAUGGACUGUUUUUUCGUAUCAGUUGGAUUGCGUAAGAGGCCCGAACUCAGAGGCAAACCCGUGGCUGUUACACAUUCAAAAGGUGGACAAGGUCGGUCAAAAAGGCCAGGUGUGGAUAGAGAAGCUGAAUUUAACUUGUAUAAACAAAAACAAACUAAAAAGGUAUGUCAAGCUACUGAAAUAAUUGAAGAUGAUGUAAAAAUUGAAACAAGAGUGGAUAAUAUAACUGAUGAAGAUGAUAAAUUUGGAUCUAUGAGUGAAAUUGCAUCUUGUUCAUAUGAAGCUAGAGCUAAGGGUAUCAGUAAUGGAAUGUUUAUGGGGCCAGCUUUACGGCUAUGUCCAGAUUUAAAAACUAUACCAUAUGAUUUUGAAGAAUAUAAAGAAGUAGCUUACACACUAUAUAAUACUAUAGCCCAGUAUACAUUAGAUAUAGAGGCUGUUUCUUGUGAUGAAAUGUAUGUUGAUUGCUCUGGGAUAUUGGAAGAGCUUCAAGUAAGUGUUGAUGAUUUUGCAACUGCCAUAAGACAAGAAAUUAAAGAUAAAACUGGGUGUCCUUGUUCAACAGGAUUUGGAGGGAACAGGCUUCAAGCACGAUUAGCAACUAAAAAAGCAAAGCCAGAUGGACAAUUUUUUCUCACAUCUGAUUUAGUUGAUGAUUUUAUUUUCAGUAUUAAGCUAAGGGAUCUUCCAGGUGUUGGUAGACAAAUAGCUCAUAAGUUAGAAUCUCUCGGGCACCAAACGUGUGGAUCACUUCAGAGUAUAUCAUUAUUUAAUCUUCAGCAACAAUUGGGCAACAAAACUGGUGAACAAUUAUAUAACCAAUGUCGUGGCCUUGAUCCUAACCCUUUAACAUAUCAUACUAUUAGAAAAUCAGUAUCAGCUGAAGUUAAUUAUGGAAUUCGUUUUCAAAAUAAUGAUGAAUGUGAAGAGUUUUUGAAACAACUAGCAUCUGAAGUAAAUUCUAGGAUGCAACAGUUUAAAGUUAUAGGAAAGUGUAUCACACUGAAAUUAAUGAUAAGAGCAAAAGAGGCUCCAGUGGAAACUGCCAAAUUUAUGGGUCAUGGUUUCUGUGAUAUUGUCAACAAAUCUGCAAAUCUACCUACGGCGACUAGUGAUGUAAAUAUUAUUACUAAGGAAGUUAUUUCUUUAUGUAAGAAAUUAAAUAUAGACCCAAAAGAAAUGCGAGGAGUUGGAAUUCAAAUUACAAAGUUAGAACUAACAAAUGCAAAGCAAGUUGUUGGAACUAUUAAUAAGUUUUUAACAACAAAAAAUGAAGUAAAAUCAGAAAAUGUUAAACCACAAAAACAUAGUGUUGUCUAUGAAUCAAAAACAUUUCCUACUACACCAAAUAAACAAAAACUCAAUAUGUUACCUGAAAAGAGAUCACCAAUAAUAGGAACUAUUAAAUCUCCUACAAGAAAAAGAAGAGGUAGACCAUCAAAAAUCACUAAAAGUCAUGCCUCUACUUCACAAAACCUGAUAAACAAAUUCCUGCAAGGGCAAAGUAUAUCCAGAGAAAUAAGCAUUAAAAAGCAGGAUGUUUCUGAGGAAAAACUGAAAGAUAUUAAACCAAUUAAGAAAAAAGAAAUUAAACAAGAUGGUCUGCUUGCAUUGCCAUGGGAUAAAGUUAGAGAAUUACUCAGAGCAUGGUUUGAUAGUGGACAGACACCAAAGCAAUGUGAUAUUAAUUUAAUUUCACAAUAUAUGAGUGAAAUGGUGGUUAACAGACAUAUAGACAAGUUGUAUAUUUUACUAAACUUUAUGAAAAGGCGAAUUAACGAAAUGAACAAUGAAAUCUGGAAUGGAGUUGAACACUAUAUUAUAGAAGAAGUACAAAGUGCUAUGUUGGCAGUUUAUGGGAAAAAACUCUGGAUAAGUGAGGAA
Brenthis ino (lesser marbled fritillary) is the source of this 2706-nucleotide messenger RNA. The record is from the annotation of a GenBank genome assembly. NCBI's taxonomy places the organism in Eukaryota, Metazoa, Arthropoda, Insecta, Lepidoptera, Nymphalidae.